Molecule: messenger RNA, 2035 nt
Organism: Brassica napus (rape)
Lineage: Eukaryota; Viridiplantae; Streptophyta; Magnoliopsida; Brassicales; Brassicaceae
Product: signal recognition particle 54 kDa protein, chloroplastic
Exons: 14
Coding region: 222-1919 (565 amino acids)
Biological process (GO): SRP-dependent cotranslational protein targeting to membrane
Cellular component (GO): signal recognition particle
Molecular function (GO): ATP hydrolysis activity; 7S RNA binding; GTPase activity
Source: RefSeq, a predicted model, not a curated record
GCUCUAAGCAACAAUGUUGCUUAGAUAUCAAAUAACAAAGGUUUUAGAAACGGCGGCGUAUUGUUUGUUAAAUGAAUAACAUCGACGGGGCUGUUAAUCGGACACGUCACUGAAAGGAUAAAACGGAGCAAAUCAAAGUUUGAUUCUUUGCAACAAAAGGAUAAAACUAAGAGUGGGACGAAGUUCUUGAGCUUCCUCGAUCACUUAUCACUUCACUACUUAUGGAGGCUCUGCGAUUUUCGAGCCGUUUCUCGGUGAACAAUAGAGUUCCUUAUACUCAGACUAGCACGGGGAGUCUGACAAGCAGAGCUACGUUUCGUUCAGCAUUCACCGGAAUCACCAAUUCAGCUUCUCUCUCUUCUAAGAACACCUCCACGAGGGAGAUAUGGAGUUGGGUGAAAUCGAAGACAGUGGGACAUGGAAGAAGUUACAGAAGGAGCCAAGUGAGGGCGGAGAUGUUUGGUCAGUUGACUAGUGGGCUCGAGGCUGCUUGGACCAAACUCAAAGGAGAAGAGGUCUUGACAAAGGAGAAUAUAGCUGAGCCAAUGAGGGAUAUCAGAAGAGCUCUACUUGAAGCAGAUGUGAGCCUCCCAGUUGUUAGAAGGUUUGUUCAGUCUGUUAGUGACCAAGCCGUUGGAAUGGGUGUCAUCCGAGGAGUCAAACCAGACCAGCAGUUGGUCAAGAUUGUACAUGAUGAGCUAGUGAAACUGAUGGGUGGAGAAGUAUCUGAGCUACAGUUUUCUAAGUCUGGUCCUACUGUAAUUUUGUUGGCUGGACUCCAAGGAGUUGGGAAGACAACCGUUUGUGCUAAACUCGCUUGUUACCUAAAGAAGCAGGGAAAAACUUGCAUGCUUAUUGCUGGAGAUGUGUACCGACCUGCUGCCAUCGAUCAACUUGUCAUUUUAGGUGAACAGGUUAGUGUGCCGGUUUAUACAGCAGGGACUGAAGUAAGACCUGCAGAUAUAGCUAAGGAGGGACUAAAAGAAGCUAAAAAGAACAAUGUGGAUAUUGUUAUUAUGGAUACUGCAGGGAGACUUCAGAUAGAUAAAGGGAUGAUGGAUGAAUUAAAAGACGUGAAGAAAGUUUUGAAUCCCACAGAAGUGUUGCUAGUUGUUGAUGCCAUGACUGGACAAGAAGCUGCAGCAUUGGUGACGACGUUCAAUGUAGAGAUAGGAAUCACAGGAGCCAUUUUGACGAAGCUAGACGGUGAUUCAAGAGGUGGUGCUGCUUUGAGUGUCAAGGAGGUAUCUGGAAAGCCGAUAAAACUGGUAGGACGUGGAGAGAGAAUGGAGGAUCUUGAACCCUUCUAUCCCAAUAGAAUGGCUGGUCGAGUUCUUGGAAUGGGAGAUGUGCUCUCGUUUGUAGAGAAGGCACAAGAAGUUAUGCGUGAAGAAGAUGCGGAAGAUCUACAGAAGAAGAUAAUGAGUGCAAAGUUCGACUUCAACGACUUCCUAAAGCAGACGCGUGCUGUUGCGAAGAUGGGUUCGAUGACACGAGUUCUUGGAAUGAUUCCGGGAAUGGGGAAAGUGAGUCCAGCGCAGAUACGAGAAGCUGAGAAGAGUCUUGUCAUCAUGGAAGCAAUGAUCGAAGCCAUGACACCUGAGGAAAGGGAGAAGCCAGAGUUACUAGCUGAAUCCCCAGAGAGAAGGAAAAGAGUUGCUAAAGAGUCGGGAAAGACAGAACAACAGGUGAGCCAACUUGUAGCACAAAUAUUCCAAAUGAGAGUGAAGAUGAAGAACUUGAUGGGAGCAAUGGAAGGAGGAUCCAUUCCUGCAUUGAGCUCGCUCGAGGACGCACUGAAAGCACAACAAAAGGCUCCACCUGGAACCGCGAGGAGGAGGAAGAGAAAGGUGGACUCAAGAAAGAAGUUUGUAGAGUCUGCAUCAAGCAAUCCUGGUCCUCGUGGCUUUGGCAACUAAAACAAAGCUGUUUCAGUCUUUUGAGAACACUUAGUACAAACUCUAAAAUGAUUUUGUAAUAUUGAAACUUAAAUUAAUUUCAAAUAUCUAAUGCAUAAAAAUAUAAUUCAAACCAA